AUGAAUGCCAACAGUAUGCCUAAACAAGUUGAGGUGAGGAUGCACGAGAGCCACCUGGAGCCCAUUGAGGCCAGGCCGCAAUCGAAAUGUGCCAAAAUCUGCUCCAAAUUGUUCAAGAAUCUCCUGCUCACACUCACCGUCCUUGGUGUGAUCUUGGGAGCUGUAUCAGGGAUGUUGCUUCGCGUUGCUUCCCCGAUCCACCCGGACAUCGUCAUGGUGAUCGCCUUUCCGGGAGAUAUCCUGAUGAGGAUGCUGAAGAUGUUGAUCCUGCCCCUCAUCAUAUCCAGUUUAAUCACAGGUCUGGCCGGUCUGGAUGCCAAAUCUAGUGGUCGCCUGGGCACUAGAGCUAUGGUCUACUACAUGAGUACCACUGUUAUUGCUGCUGUCCUGGGAGUCAUCCUGGUAUUACUCAUCCACCCUGGCAACCCCAAGCUUAAGGAGAAUCUGGGCGAGGGAGAGAAAAAUGACGAGGUGUCCAGCUUGGAUGCCUUCUUUGAUCUGAUCAGGAAUCUGUUCCCUGAAAACUUGGUGCAGGCUUGCUUCCAGCAGAUCCAAACAGUCACGAAAAAGGUAGAGGUGGCUGUUACCGAGGAUCUGAAUGUCACUACCAUGGAUGGUAUACUGGCCAACAUUACCAAGGAGCCACAGUUCAUCGUCAAAAAAUCACUGCAGUUCAAAAGUGGAAUGAAUGUUUUGGGUCUGAUUGGCUUCUUUAUUGCAUUUGGCAUCUGCAUGGGCAAAAUGGGAGACAGGGCCAGACUCAUGAUUGAAUUCUUCAAUAUCCUCAAUGAGAUUGUGAUGAAACUUGUCAUCAUGAUCAUGUGGUACUCUCCCUUUGGUAUUGCUUGUCUGAUUUGUGGCAAGAUCAUCUCCAUAAAGGACUUGGAGGUGGUUGCCAGGCAGCUUGGCAUGUACAUGAUUACUGUGAUUGUUGGCCUCAUCAUCCAUGGUGCAAUCUUCCUGCCCAGCAUUUACUUUGCUAUCACCAGAAAAAACCCCUUCACCUUCUUCUUGGGAAUCUUCCAGGCCUGGAUCACUGCUCUGGGAACAGCUUCCAGUGCUGGUACACUGCCGGUCACCUUCCGUUGUCUGGAGGAGAAUUUGGGUAUUGACAAAAGAGUGACUCGCUUUGUGCUCCCGGUCGGCGCCACCAUCAACAUGGAUGGGACUGCUCUGUAUGAGGCUGUGGCCGCCAUCUUCAUUGCCCAAAUGAAUGGCAUCCACCUUGACCCUGGUCAGAUUGUCACAGUCAGUCUGACGGCCACCUUAGCCAGUGUUGGGGCAGCCAGUAUUCCCAGUGCCGGCCUGGUGACUAUGUUGUUGAUCCUGACUGCGGUUGGCCUGCCAACCCAAGAUAUUAGUCUCUUAGUUGCUGUCGACUGGCUGCUGGAUCGAUUCAGGACCUCGGUCAAUGUGGUGGGCGACUCCUAUGGUGCAGGCAUCGUGUACCACCUGUCAAAGGCCGAAUUGGAGGAGCUGGAUUUGCACGCAGCAAAAUCUGACGACAUUGAAAUGAUGACAAAGACCCAAUCUUAUUACGAUGACAUGAAGAACCACCAUGAAAACAGUUCCAACCAGUAACCUCAGCCACUAACGGCUCUGCUGCGGAGUGCACGCUUGUCGAAGAGGAACCAUGGAAACAUGAAUAAUGGCAGCGCAGAGAUCCCCUGCAUCUGGGCUCCACAAGCUUUCUUAUCCGGUGAUGAAAAAAAAGAGAGAAUGAAAAGUCACAUGAACAGAAUCACUAAUUGUUUUUUUGUUUUUUUUCUUUCAAUGUAGUUUUCUUUUUUAUUAGUCCCUUUAAAAGUUUUUGUAACUGUCUAUCUGAUAUAUAUGUAAUACUAAUUCACUUAACCGUGAACUGAUAACAGAGGUAUACCUCACCUGUUAGAGCGCAAUUAUAUCCUCUUUAGCAGAUACUUGCACAAUAUACUUCAAGGCUUGGGGUUGGAAGGAAGAGUGGAAAGAAAAUGAAUAAGCCAUUCUUAGCAAUACAGCCUGAUGUUCAUAUGCAGAGGGACAAAAUAGCUCUUUAAGACAUAGAUGCACUGACACCAUCUUCCAGUUUUCCAAGGAUGAGUGGGAAUUAGACAAUAUUCAUGACGGUUAAUGUAAUGACUACUUAACAUUCUGGCUUUCCAUUCCUGUCAGUCUGUCACAACAUGUACACACGGCCACUGCUCUUUCUUUUCAGACAAGUCUCUCAUCCUAUGUCAUAAUUAUCAGAGUCUUUCAAGUGCAUCUAAUUGCAAACAGUGUUACCUGCAUCCCUUGGAGUCAGAGAAGGGAAGUUAUUUCAGAAAAGGAAAACGGCCAGGAGCCUCGUAAUUCAUAAGCACUAUCAAAGUGGUUAAAGCACAAAACAUCCCAUGGAGCCCAUUUUUAUUCCCCUUUGUUUUUAUUUUGUUUGUCAACUGUGAAAAAGGGACUUUUUUUUCUUAUAUUCACAUUUAAAAUUAAUUUAUUUUCUUGAGAAUGAGAGAGGCAGAGUAAGGGUUUAAAAAGUCAACUAAAGGGACCAAACAGGCAGAAAAAUCAAUCAACUCAGAGAGCCCUUUGAACUGCCUCACGUGCAACACAACCUGACUCUUUCACAAAUUGGGCAUUUUUGGUUGGGUGGCACAACAGUUUAUACUGAAUUCAAAGAAAAUCAUUGCCCUAUAUAUGAAAUGUUUACAGAGCACUUUCCUUUCCCCCCAAAGUACAUUUUAAUGCCAAUGAAAUGAAAGGUAAAAUUUUGAGAUAUAAAGAUUUAAAUCCUGAAUUAAAGUAGGGACUAUAUAGAGCACAUAAACGGUGCAAGUAUAAAGCAUAAAAGCACAAUUGAAGCCAAAAUAUCAGUGAGUUAAAUUUUCAGUCUGCGGCAUAGACAUUUAUACUAUCAUUCCAUGGUGAAACAACUCCCAGUUCAAGUCAUUUUAGACAGAAUAACAGAACAAGGGACAGUAGUUACUCAGGCAUAUGUGUUAGCUCUUUUGCAGAGUAUAACAUGUUGUGAUCGUAUAUGUUUACUUGCUCAUUAGGGCAUUACACUUCAAGAAAUGGCCUCAGUGCAACCUUUGAAGGUUUUCUCUUAAAAAAACCCCAGAAUGGUCUCAGUUUACUUCUUACUUUUUUGCAGAAAAAAAGAUAAUGUGAUGGAAAUGGAAGAUUUCCAGCUCCUAAAGAAAGCACACACACAUUUUGAAUAAUACAUUCCAGUGGUUGAAUGACCAUGUGAACAAUUUACUACCUGAAAGCACAGCUGUUACUGAACACUGAACACAAGGUGAAGCAACAGGAUCAUAAGAAAAAGAAAAGAAACAAAGAAAAAGUCCAGCACUUCGCCAUCAGAUGGUCUCUCGACAGAUUAUUGAUGUAACAUUUUGGGAAGGCUUCCUAUUUAGCCAGAACUAAAUUUGUAAGCAAAAUGUUUUGUUUUGGUUUUGGGUUUUUUUUUUGCCACCAGAGCUCAAGACUGUUUCUACAAACCCUAGAUGCUGCAGCUGUGUGUCCUAAUUAGUGAGAGGUCAUUUUAGGAAACUCAAAACGGGAACAACGGAUGCACACAGAUAUCUAAAUUAUGUCUAGAUGAGAGUAUAUGCCUCUGACCGAAAAACAAAUGACUUUUAAAGAUGGCAAACACACAAACGGGACUAAUGGCUGUUAAUCUUUUUUAGUCUGUGCGAAUGCCAGUAGGUAGUUACAUGAUGUGGAGAUUAAUUCUAUCUCUUUAUCAGCAUUAAAUCUUUCUCUGGUCUCUCGUUUCUUCUCAUUUGUGCUGGAUGACAACCUUGCCUUGAAAGUGUUCACUUCAAACAAAUGUCUUUAACAAUAGUUGAUUUAACAGCACUUAGAGCCACACUCUGUCCUUUAGUUCCUGAAACAGUCUCAGAAGACUUCUAUUUUUUUAAGCUUGGCCAGCAGGCGUGUGCUUUGACACAUCAGAGUGCACAAUCAGUGCUCUGCUCAACACGUUAAUGGACUGAUGUAUACUCACACAGAAAAAGCAAAACACAAUCAGCUGGGUUUUUCCCCCUGUGCACGCACACAUUAAUACCAUGCAUGCAAAUAUAAAGAAAAUACUUAUUAAACAUGUCAAAGCUCACUACAGUGGCAACUGUUAUCCAUGAGCUGCAGAGCACAGCGCUGAACAACCCUAUCAGGCUCUUUGGGCUUCAUCUUUUGACCUUCUGAUCCUCAGUGAAUAACUGAACAACUCCAGUGAGGAGACAAUGCGGUCCACAGUGUCACUGAUGGGGAUUGAGCAUUGGACCACUAUUAUGUUCAAACUCACGGUUUUAGAAGCAUGAAUUAAAUACAAAUAAUUCUUUUUUGCACCACUAUCUUAAAAGCAUGAUAUUUUGAAGUGCCUCUAUGCACUCUUUGUAUAUAUUGUAGGUAACAGAUAUUAUUGUUGGGUUGUUUUUUUUCUUCUUGGGUGCAUUGAAUGAUAUAUAGGAAUAUAGUUUAAUUGCUGUGACAUUAUAAAUGUAAGUCUAUAGGGGUAAAACACAUAUGUCCCAAGUAAAAUUAGAUUAGAAAUAUUGUAUAGAGAAUUUAUGUAAGAAAUUGUUUUUUAAUUCUCUAAUUGCUGUUAACAAGUUGUUUUACUUACCUGUCACACACCUAUAUAUAAAUAUCUUUUUUUUAUCUAAUGUAAGCGUUUUGAAUGUUUGUUCUAUAAAGAUAUAAGCAGUGUGAAUUCAUUUUCAUUGUACAUACAUAAAUAUAUAAUUGUUCUGUUCAGUGGUAAUGCAGACUUUUUCCUGAGAUCAUAGUGAUCCUUACACAAACACUGUUUUGCAUGAAUAAUAUAAAAGAAAGGAUGACAAAGAAUGAGAUUUAAAAAAAAGAGUAAAGGGAAGUUUCUUUUUUCUAAGGGCAAACUAUUGGUUAAGAUAACAGUUCUAAAGAUUCCUGGAAAGAAAGAGGAAGAGGUCAAAUUUGCCCUGUGUGUAGGAUGUAGCGAGAAGUCAUACCCUGCGUGAGUGGAAGAACAAACAUUUGUGGUAUUCUGGUGCCUAUUACAGUAUAGAGCAACAAUCUUCAGGUGAUUCACUUUGAACGGUUUUAAAGGGAGAAGACUGGCUUUAGUCUCAGGCAUCUGUGUUUACCUGGUACAUGUGGAUGUCUAGAUUUCCUAUUAUCUGUCUAAGCCUUCAAUGUGCCACAUCACAAACUACAUCUCUGUCACACCAUCGACAUCGAAAGGUUUACAGAAGCCUAGUAAACUGCCUUUAAGCCGCUUGCCUUUUUUUCCCGCUUUUUACACAGAAUCUAUAUGUACACACACACACACACACACACACAUACACCCGAGGUUCACCCAGCCAAAUGCUUCUGUUAAAAUGAAUAUUCAGCGAAGAACCAGUUUACCUUU
Molecule: messenger RNA, 5362 nt
Organism: Menidia menidia (Atlantic silverside)
Lineage: Eukaryota; Metazoa; Chordata; Actinopteri; Atheriniformes; Atherinopsidae
Source: the annotation of a GenBank genome assembly